This is a messenger RNA of Symsagittifera roscoffensis, 2429 nucleotides long. RefSeq names its product heterogeneous nuclear ribonucleoprotein R-like. Gene Ontology annotation, cellular component: nucleus. Lineage: Eukaryota; Metazoa; Xenacoelomorpha; Acoela; Convolutidae. The transcript has 6 exons. Gene Ontology annotation, molecular function: mRNA binding. The record is from RefSeq and is a predicted model, not a curated record. Bases 4 to 2244 code for a protein of 746 amino acids.
AAAAUGUCUUAUGAGCCUACAGAAAACUUCGAUGCAUUGCUUUCACUGGGCGUGACUGCCGUAACGGCAGAAGCACUCGACUGCCUGAUGCAGGAUGGAUAUGUCGAAGAGUUGAGUGGUCCUAUCCUGGGAAAGUUUGCUGCAAUGGAUGAAGCAGGUGCUCUCGAGUGCAUCGAAAAAAUAAAAUCAACUGGAGCGAAAAAUAUUAGUGACGAUGAUCUCAUGCCGAUUGUUGAUGAAUACGUUGGCGAUGUAGUCGUCAAUGAAGUUACAGCUGAGCAAGAAAAGUCGAGUGCAGAGCCUAUAGCCGUCAAUGGAAGUGUUUCCACCACAUCAAAUGCAGCAACAACAAAUAAGGAGUUCGAUUUCGGAAAAUUCGAUGAAAGUAAAACGGGACCAGACCCUGAGAAACUUAAGCAGAUUUUAGAUAGUACUGGGUACUCGCACGAAAUAACAGAAGGAUUGCGUCGAUACGGGGGACCGCCUCCUGGAAUGUCAAAAGAGAAACCUGGACUCGGUACGGAAGUGUUCGUGAAUCGAAUUCCACGCGAUAUAUUUGAAGACUCUCUUAUUCCGUUAUUUGGUUCGGUUGGGAAGUUGUGGGAGCUGCGAGUAUUGACAACAGAGAAAAAUCAUAACAGAGGGCAUGGUUUUGUUACGUUCUGCAAUAAAGAAGACGCCAAGAAAGCUAUAGAAAAGUUUAAUAAGCUUCAAGUGCGACCUGGCGUUCGAUUGAACGUGGCACUUUCAGUUCAAUUUAAUAAAUUACAUCUGAAAAAUAUCCCUAAGGAAAAAACGAAAGAUCAGAUAAAGGAAAAUCUCUCGAAAAUUGUGGAUAAACUUGAGACCGUCAGCUUCCAAAUUGACAAUGAGGAUGCUGAGGUCAACCUCGGCUUUUGUUUUCUCAAGUUUGACUCGUACUUCGAAGCAUCUAAUGCUCUCAGGAAAUUGAGAAAAGCCGAUACCAAGGCUCUGGGCUGGUCUGAAAAACCGAAAGCUGAUUGGGCAAUUCCAACUGAGAACCCAGAUGAAGAAGCUAUGAAAAAAGCAACCAGUGUCAAAGUAUCAAGCGAUGGAGUGAAAAUAGAUAAAGAAAAGUGGACUGAUGAUUUGAUCAAAGAGAGUUUCAGCGAGUUUGGUGAGAUUGAAAAGAUCGCCAGGGGUGCCAGAAAUGUGCAUGUUCACUACAAGGACCACGAGAGCGCAAUGAAGGCAGUUGCAGCAAAAAAUGGAAAAACCUUGGCAGACCUCAAGAUUACUGUACUGCUUAAUGUUCCUCUAUCUGCAUAUGCUGCGAAGAAGAAAGAAGCGCUCCUCAACAAAGGAAAACUUUCCCGAGGUGGUGGUGGUGGAAGAGGAGGCUUCGCUGGAAAUCAGAUGCGGCGCCAGGGAGUAGACGCGCGACAAUUUAUCAAUAAAAAAUCAACUCUAGCUGGGAGAAUUGGUGGACCGCCCAUGCUUGGAGGUGGUAACAACCAGCCUGCGAGGCCAACUGGCGAUGUGAGGUCACAACUUGGUAAUAAAAGAAAAAUGCAAAUGCAUGCACCACCACCACCACUUAUGCGUCAAAUUCCGCCACCUGCCAGAGGAAUAGAUUUCGACGACGGAAUGUAUAUGUCAUCCAUGCCUCCCCCAAGAGAAUCGAUGGUAAUGGAAGAACUAAUGAUGUUGAGGAGGCGCAAUGAAGAACUCAAUAGAUCAUUGAGCAUGGGCGCGAGUCCUCCGAAAAGAAUGUACAGUGGACCUUCAACGGUUUACGAUUCGGCCUACGCCAUGGCGACCACCCGUGAAUUGAUGCCUCAAGCUGCUCCCCCAGCCAGAAGAGUGCAACCUAUGAGAGAAGCAUUUAUGCGUCCAGUGAAACAGGAACCAUUUUACGAAGACGACUCCUUUAGUCUUUCGCAGUUUGGGGCUCCAAGUCAGCGUUCCGUCCGCGGCAUUGGUGCCAGAUCGAUGCCUAUGACUGGAUCAAUGGGAAUGCAAAGAAGCGUUCCGCCUGCCGCGAUAUCUAGACCCAUGAGACAAAUUGGAGGUGCAAUGUCGUCAAGGCGGGAAAUUUCCUCAUUCGGAGAUAUUUCUAGAGAGUACGGAGGAGGUGGUGGCGGUGGGGAAGGGUUCGAAGGAGGUUUCACAAGAGGCAGAGGAGCUCCACAGAUGAGAAGAGGAGGCAUGGCGCAUUCCCAGAUACCUCCAGCACGAGGAGGAAUGGGUUCCCGAAUUGGAGCUUCUUACACGCGAUUUUGAUUAAAAACCCAGAUGCAAUAAUAGGUUUUUACUCAUUAAAACUAUAUGAAAGUACAAAUUACGAAGAUGCCGAUCUCUCGGGCUUCUUCUUGUGUUGUAGUUGAACUCUCUUUUACUUGCUGUGAUUUUUGACUUGUUCCCAGUUAUAGUCGUCUCAAUUUUGUCUGAAUUAAUUUUUCAAAUUU